Lottia gigantea (owl limpet) is the source of this 1257-nucleotide messenger RNA. RefSeq lists its product as hypothetical. The transcript is spliced from 8 exons. NCBI's taxonomy places the organism in Eukaryota, Metazoa, Mollusca, Gastropoda, Lottiidae. Bases 1 to 1257 code for a protein of 418 amino acids. The record is from RefSeq and is a predicted model, not a curated record.
AUGGCUGCGUCCAUGAAAAAAGAUGUGUCCGCAUCAAAUUCUUUUCAUCCAGAGGAACUUUUGCGGAAUCUUUCUGCACAGUUCCUUGAAAUGGUUCCUGUAAGAAAAAUCAAAUGGGAAGAAGAACAGGCGUCUGCUUUGGUUACAUCACAAGAAAUUCAACGAAAUGUCUUGCGAGCUACAGUUCAACAUCCAAUUUGUUUGAUCUAUCCACCAUCAUUAAGUUAUAGGAGAUAUUUUAUGAAAACACUGAUUCAUAAGCUAGAAGAAUAUCAAGCUGAUAUAUGUGAUGAGAUAUAUGAAGUCUAUACUGAUUUACUACAACAAUCAGAAGAAGAAGAUGACACUUUAUGUUAUAAAACUUACUCUCUGCCUGAUGGUGGAGAGGUGUCUUUACAAGAAUCUGUUAAUUUAGUUUGUCAGGGUACUACAGGUCUUAGCACAUGGCAGGCAGCUCAACAUCUCACAGAAUUUGUUUUAGAAAACAAAGAACGGUUUGAAAACAGGAAUAUAUUAGAACUAGGCAGUGGAUUAGGACUGACCGGAAUAGUAACAUGUAUCAAAUGUCAUGUGAACUCGUAUACAUUUAGUGACUGUCACCCUCAAGUAUUGUACUUACUUGCCAAAAACAUAGAGGCCAAUUUAACUCAACAGAUACCUAGAUUUCAAGAAGGGUCAGACAGAGACAAAAAAAUCAUCCGUAAAAUCAGACGACAGUUAAGCAUCAAUGCCGAAUCGUAUGCAGAACUUGUAGGUAACGAGGAAUCUAUGAUUAUGUCACCCACUCAGUCUCAAACUUUACCUGAUCAAAAUGAUGAAGAUGAGAUACAGUCAGAUCCUAAUGAUUUGGAGUUAAACAAUAAAUAUUGGAUUCUUGAUAAAAAUGGGUUGCAUGGGACUUAUAAAAAAGACGAUAAAGUGAGGAUUGCCAAGUUAGAUUGGGAAAAUGUGGAUAAUGAUUUGAUGUUAAAGUUAAAACCUGAUGUUAUAUUAGCUGCUGAUGUGAUAUAUGAUUCAACUAUUAAUCCAUCAUUAGUAGCUGUUUUACAAAUGUUGUUAAAACCUCACCCAGAUACAGGGCAGAUACCUAUAGUGUAUUUAGCUUCUACAGUUAGAAAUGAGGAUACCAGGGAUAGCUUUCUUAUCUUAUUAGGUUCAGAAGGGUUAGUUUAUACGAUUGUUGAACCACCUAAAUUAUCUUUAUUCUAUUAUGACCGAUCAGUGCCUAUUGAAAUAUUACAAAUUUCUACUCAGUAA